Molecule: messenger RNA, 1557 nt
Organism: Uranotaenia lowii
Lineage: Eukaryota; Metazoa; Arthropoda; Insecta; Diptera; Culicidae
Product: alpha-amylase A-like
Exons: 1
Coding region: 25-1515 (496 amino acids)
Biological process (GO): carbohydrate metabolic process
Molecular function (GO): alpha-amylase activity; cation binding
Source: RefSeq, a predicted model, not a curated record
AGAUACGACAAACUGCUAAGCAGAAUGCGUCUGCUGAUCGGACUAACCGUGGUAGCCGCCUUUAUUGCGCUAACGUCAGCGCAAUGGGAAACUCAUUGGUGGGCUGGUCGAAGUGGUAUUGUACAUCUGUUCGAGUGGAAGUGGGACGAUAUCGCCAAUGAGUGUGAGAACUUUCUGGCACCCAAUGGAUACGCCGGAGUACAAACUUCAGUACCGAGCGAAAAUGUUAUAAUUCACGACAGACCCUGGUACGAACGUUACCAGCCUUUGUCCUACCAGCUGACCACCCGUUCCGGAAAUCGUCAACAGUUUGCCAACAUGGUGCGCCGUUGUAAUGAUGUCGGUGUUAGGAUCUAUCCAGAUGUUAUCAUUAACCAUAUGGCUGCAACCGACGGUUAUGGAGGUACAGGUGGAUCAACGUCUGAUGUUGGAGCCAAGCAGUUCCCAGGUGUUCCUUAUGGACCUGGGGAUUUCAACCCUCCUUGUGGAAUCUACGACUAUACUGAUCCCUACCAGGUUCGUAACUGCUGGCUUGUUGGGAUGCCUGACUUGAACUAUGAUGUAGCAUAUGUACGUGACACAGUGGUAAACUACUUGAACGAUCUGAUCGAUCUCGGAGUGGCAGGAUUCCGUGUUGAUGCCGUUAAGCACAUGUGGCCUCAUCACCUGAGGGAAGUUUUCGGUCGUCUCAAAAACUUAAACACAGCCCAUCAUUUCCCAGCUGGUGCCAGGCCGUUCAUCACUCAGGAAGUUAUCGACUUGGGAGGCGAAGGCAUCAGUCGUUAUGAAUACACUGACCUGGGAACGGUAACUGAGUUCAGAUACUCUGCUGAAAUUGGUCGAGUCUUCCGUCGUCAUGCUAGCCUUGCCCAUUUACAUAAUUGGGGAACAGGAUGGGGUUUCAUGGCUUCUACUAGCUCACUGGUGUUUGUUGACAACCACGAUAAUCAACGAGGACAUGGUGCUGGAGGUGACAAUAUCCUUACCCAUGCCACACCCAGAGAAUACAAAAUGGCGACGGCAUUUAUGUUGGCAUAUCCGUUUGGUAUCCCCCGUAUCAUGAGCUCCUUCUCCUUCAGCCACGGUGAUGAGGGACCUCCAAUGGACGCUAAUGGUAACCUCGUGUCACCUUCCUUCAACCCAGAUGGCAGCUGCAGAGAUCGCUGGAUGUGUGAACACCGUUGGAGGCAGAUCUACAACAUGGUUGGUUUCCGCAACGCAGUAGUAGGAACUGGACUCAACGAUUGGUGGAGCAACGGAGAUCAACAGAUUGCUUUCUGUCGCGGUGGAAAUGGAUUCAUUGCCUUCAACAACCAAUGGGGACAAGAUUUCAACCAACGUUUGCAAACUUGCUUACCAGCUGGACAGUAUUGUGAUGUUAUUUCCGGAAGCAAGCAAGGAAGCAGUUGUACAGGAACUGUUGUAUCGGUUGAUGGAACUGGCAACGCUCAGAUCUUCAUUUCAUCUGGUGCCGAAGAUGGUGUUUUGGCUAUACAUCGCAAUGCGAAGUUGUAAAAUAUCGAUGUGCUCAGCAAAUAAAUAAAAUUUUUAAAGUUG